GCCUCUGCACAACGCCACACGGUUUUGCAUGCUCCUAGGGCUGGCACAUCCUGACAACUGUUGAUUUUGUCAUAUGCGUGCGUUACUAAGCUGUUCUCCAAUACCUGCAAACGCAACAACCAGAAUCGGCUUCGACAACUUGAUUGCUGGUGUGUGUACUUUGCUACACGCACUCGAUAGUGUACACGCUGGCGAUGGAGCCGGCCACAAAUACCACAGACACAGAGGUGCCGAGGAGAAACUCUCGAAAGCGGCUGCGAAGAACGCUCAGCUGCCUCCCAUGCCGGCUACGCAAAGUCCGCUGUGAUCGCUUGGUGCCUUGCCAGAACUGUUGUCGCCGCGGCCACGAGGACCAAUGUCGGAGAAACCCUCCUGAAGGCGCUGUGUUGACAACCGCGUCGCGAACAGCCCCAUCGACCAGAAACAUUCAUGCGCACCCGUCGCUUGGCUUUCCCACUGAUAUUCCACAAACUGUAAUAACCCCUUCGCAGCAGGUGCUGCCUCCGACGCCGUCGAGUGUCGCUCCUGGUGAAAAUGAAGCUUCGGGAAGCAGGCAUGAGAGCCGCGACAAAGACAGAGGGAAUCCGACGGGGAUCCCUGACAUGGCAUUCAAGUCCAUGCAGGGAAAUGUGUACAGCGGCACAGGAGAAGCAGCUGAUGGCAGCAGAUCGGUAGCAUCUGCCAUCCUGUUUCGGCCCAACGAUAUGCUGCAGCAAUGUGUACUUGAUGAGUCGGCAACGUUCUGGAAGCAGUAUCUCAUUGGCGUCCUCCCAGCGCAAACCCAAUGCGACAUAUUUGUGUCAUACUUUUUCGAGAACCUCAACUGGAUGUACCAUGCUAUCCACGGGCCUUCUUUCCGCAGCGACUAUGCUGCGUUAUGGAACUCCCCGGUGGACGACGUCGACCUUGUAUUCUUAUCGCUUGUCUUCAUGAUUCUAGGACUCGGCGCGUUUUUUGCACCUUCAUCCAUUACGGAAGCGGUAGGACUGAAUGCGGAUACGUUGGCGAGACUUCAUCGCAGGUGGUACGCGGCGUCUCGACAGGCUCUUCAGGCGGGCGAGUUCGACUCCAAGCCAACCUUGAUGGCUGUACAGGUCUUUAUUGUCUCCCAGAGCUACUGGUACUGCACCAAAAACAUGGAGGCUCUCAACUCCCACAUGGGUCAAACGAUUCGCAUCGCCCAGGCGCUGGGGUUGGAUAAAGAAGCGCCGCCAUCCAUCACGGAUUGCAUUGAGCGCGAAAUGAGACAUCGCAUCUGGUGGGACUUGGUAUCCUCUGACACGUUCCAAUCUAUGUGUCUCGGUCGACCGACGUUGCUGCAGGCACACGAGUCUACUGUGCCGUUUCCAAGCAACUGUAACGACGUCGACAUGACACCGACGUCAAUAUACGACCGUUCAGUUACCGAGGCGACAGAAAUGAGCAUUCACUGUUUCCGCGCCAAACUCUUCCGGAUCUUGAAUAAGCUGUAUAUUGAUAACGGCGCGCACCUAUCGUCGUACGACUUUGUCGCAGGAAUCGAUGUCGAACUCGCAGCUGUAAUAGACAGCUACCCCUGGCACAUGAAAGACGACGCGUCCUAUGUCAAAAGCCACCUACCGCCGAGCUCAGCUACCGCCUUUAUGUGGAUGAGACACGCGUUACACAGCGCCAUUUGUCUCCAGCGGGUGAGGAUGUUCCGCCCGUUUCUCAACCCCGUGGUAGGGGACUCGUGGCACCGCUGUGUUGAGGCGAGCACGUCUGCGCUCGCAGUGUACAAGACGCUGAGAGAACCUGACGUUGCUCAGUUUCAGCGCAGUCAGAAGAUGCACGUCGGAGCGUAUCAGGUCUUUUCUGUCGCCAUAGCGCUCGCCAUGUUCCUGUUGGUAGAGAUGCCGUCGAAUCCAGAGUCUACUCGCGCAGAUAUAGAGCUCGUCAUUAGUGACUUGAACUCGCAUAGCGCAAGCGUCGAUGACAGCCGCUUGAUACUGCUCAUCUCCGAUGGCUGCCGUGUGAUUCAGCGAAUACUUGCACUGUAUGAUGCUCGAUGUGCCCGCCGUCAUGCGAUGACAGGCGGAGAAGCCAGUGGCGACGACUCUGCCCUGCAGGAGGAAGCUAUAACUGCGCUUGUUCCGGCGAUAGCUCCGGUUUUUGGUGGUGAACCGUCCGCGCAACGAUAUCUGGAGCGCUGCUUCACGGCGAAUACUGAAAACUUGGCGUCUUCGAACUUGGCGUCGCUCCCGGAUGGGUUCCUUGAUAUAGGCGCCUGGGAUGCGUUGCUGGACCCGACACAACAGAUGGGGAAAGGUAUGGGUGAAUUUUGGUUAGAAAUGACCGCUCUAGGACUUACCCCUUGGGAUUCCUAG
Molecule: messenger RNA, 2345 nt
Organism: [Torrubiella] hemipterigena
Lineage: Eukaryota; Fungi; Ascomycota; Sordariomycetes; Hypocreales; Clavicipitaceae
Source: the annotation of a GenBank genome assembly